CUUUUUACCUUUCAAAUAAAUUAGAAAUAAAUCCAUAUCCUCAAAUAUAUAAAUCUUCUUAGAUAGUAUAGUACGCAACCGACAAUGCGUUGAUUACGGAAGUUAAAUAUGUUAAAUGUAUAUUUGUGCGUAAAAAUUAAAGUUACUCAUGCCCACUUGUUCCUCAAUUCGUGGAUUUUCAUUGUGACUUUUUUAGCACAAAACUUCAUAAAACCAAUUCCAUAGGUCUAAAUUUAUGAAAUGUAAAUUUGAGAAAACCGCAGGAAUUCCCAAAGCAGAUUUUUCUAAUGAUGGCAUGUACACAUUGUAGUUAAAAAAAAUUUGCUGAUCCAUUGGCCUCAGAAAUCUUUUCCAACUGCUUUUUGCAUUGUAUAACCGAUACCAUCACGACGAACUCCCUCUAUAGAAGGUAAAGAUUACGGGAAGAGAAUCAAUGCGGACGCAAUUUUAUUUAAAAUGUGUUAAAAUUUUAUAAAUAUGUGUUUUUAUUAAUAUCAAAAUUUUGUAAUAUAUUAGUUCUUUGAAAUUAUCUGAUACAGUGAAAUUAAUUACCCGUUUAGUAUUAUGCGUUACGUAAAAAGCAACACUGUUUAUUCAAUGCUGCUACUCGUUUACUUUCAAAAGGAAGUGUGGUGCUAGUUGUUAUACUGUUAGUGGACCUGCAAAUUAGUAUCAGUCAGUUAACAGCGAAGUUGAAAAAGUAUGUCCACACUCGUAUUUUUGAUUUAAUAAUAAUGAAAUACAAUAAUCGGCGCUUAAAAAUGUGAUAAUUUAAAACAAAAUUCUUAGUGAAAGACAAAUAGUACGUCAACGGAUGCACUUCAAUUAAUAACGGUGUAUCAUAUAAUGGCGCCGCCAGAUAUAUUUCAACAAAAACACUAAGCUCAAGUGGUUUCAUCUGACUUGCUGAAUAUAUAUGAACUAGCAUGAGCUUCAAGGAAAUGAAGCUAAGUACCUUGAGUCUGUAGUAAAAUUGUGCAGCCAUGGAAAACUUAUAAACAUACAUGUUGCAGGGAAUAACUUUGCUUAUUACAGAAUUGAAGACAUAUGUAUAAUUGAAAUAGUUAAUAUAUAGAGAAAAAAACAGAUUUCAUGCGCCGAAGCUUGAACUGAAUGACUAGAAGUUUAUAAACAAACAACUAAAUAUAAUUUUAAGCUGUUCGGCAGAUAAACCACCUUUUUGCUUAAAUCAUAAAAUAGGUGCGUUUCAUACACGGACGUGCGGCCCGUAUUUAUCAAACAACGCUCGUUAAUACCUCCCCUGCUACAUUUUGCCGUUUUGCUGAAGUACCAGAACACCGAGAUUUUUGUCGACUAGCUGCACGAAUUUUUCUUUCCUUACAUAUAUACUAGUACAUAAAUAUAUACGUAUGCAUGUACAUAGGCUUAAAAUUUGCUCGCAACUUUAGGCACUCCUGAGGCUACUUGUUGGCUUCAAUGCCAUGUUGGGGCAGAUUCUUCGCGACUGCAGCUACCACAUAAGAGGAAAACAGAGGGAACACUAUUACCUCAUUUGAUACUUUCGGUAGCCUAAAACUGCACCGCGAGAUAAACAACGGUAGCAAGGACAGAGAGGAAUAAAGAAGCAGUAAGAAGGCUAUUAAGCGCUAAAAUAAACCAAGUUAAACACUUACAUAUAAUUGUGGUUAUUGAGAUAUAGUAAAGCUCGUUAAUCUUGUAGAGGAUUUAAUUGGUAUGCACAAGUGGUCAGCAAUUGCGUUAAUAAAUUAACUACUUGUAGUUAUAUAAUAUAUACGACUAUUCUCUCUAAAAUAAAGACAGAAAUGAGCAAAUAUUAAAUAGUCCAAAAGCGAAUAUAUUAAAACUGAUGCUAAAAUUUAAUGCAAUCCAAUUGCCUUAUUUUGCUCUGGCGUCGUAAACUCAGUGGCAUUCUAAUCGUUUCCAGUCUGGUACUGUUUGCCCUUUGGACUUGGGUUUUUUUCAUUUAUAAUAGCAGAGACGUACAAAUCGAUGGUGAAAUUAAUCAUCUUAUACAAACUGAUAAUCCACAAAAACACGUGUAUUUUCUGCAAAAAUUAAUCUCGCAAGCAAAUCGUAUUUUACGCUACCAACAAAAACAGCAGAACACUUCAUCCAGUGUCAAUCACAAUCACAAUCUACAAGCGCGCCGCCCAACUGGCGGCAUACCUGUGCCAGCUGCAGCGCAUAGCGGUAAAAACUCCGGCAUUUUUCGCUUUGUCAAACCAUCUAAAAGUUCGCCUUCAAUUGGCCUGCUCGAAACCACAGGUCAGCCAGUUUUAUUAGGGUCGCGUCACAAAAAAAUAGCCGUGUUUGGUGCAAACUAUCUCUUCGAAGACGAGCGGCUAAAGAUACUUGAGAACCAGCAACGUGUGCGUAACGCCGGUAUGGGGGAGAUCCAGAGCAUGGACUAUGAACGUCUUCUUACAUCAGCUGAGCGACAGACACAAUAUGAGCAUGAAUUAUUACGAUUGGGCGUGCCAGCUAUUGCGGGCAUCGGACCGAGUGGAUCUCGCCCACCUAAUGAGCGCCUCGUGCAUUUAGAUUUGAAGGGUGCGCCGCCAAAGCUCUCUUUUUUAAAACGACUCUUGCCGAUGCUGAAAAAAUUAGGUGCGACUGGGCUGCUAAUUGAGUACGAAGAUAUGUUUCCAUACACAGGAAUUUUGCAAGCACUAUCUGCUAAAAAUGCUUAUAAGGUGGAAGAAUUAAAGGAUUUUCUGACAAGCGUUGUACUGCAAGGUUUAUCUAUUAUGCCUCUGGUACAAACAUUUGGACACAUCGAAUUCGCCUUGAAACUGCAAGAGUUCGAAAAUUUGCGUGAAAUACCCGAAAUUCCACAAUCUUUAUGCCCAAGUCAACAAGAUUCUAUUGGAUUUAUACAGAAUAUGUUGAGUCAAAUUAUAGAGUUUCAUCUAAGUAUAGCCGAAGCGGCUAUGAACAGUAGCAGUACGUCAGCUGGCGGAGCAUCAGUAUAUUCCACCGCAUUUACACAUAUCCAUAUUGGCUGUGAUGAGGUGUUGCGAAUGGGCGAAUGCAUUCGAUGUCGACAACAUGGCCGCCACGAGAUCUUUCUUUCCCACGUCACCACUAUUUCCAAUUUCGUAAGGACACAUUGGCCCCAACUUCAGGUGGUUAUCUGGGAUGAUAUGCUACGCGACAUGAUGCUAAGCGAAAUGCAGCAUUCUCAUAUUGGUAGCUACGUCGAGCCGAUGGUUUGGGUAUAUGCCAAUGAUAUUUACAGAUUCAUUCAGCCUCAAUUAUGGGACAUGUACGCGAAGGUUUUUCCGACCAUUUGGACGGCAUCUGCUUUUAAAGGCGCAUUUGGCGAGAGUCUAAUGAUACCGCCACUGCAACGUCAUUUAGAAAAUAAUAUGAGAUGGUUAGCGGUUAUUGCGAAAGAGAGUGGACGUUUCUCCAAAGGCAUUCGUGGUCUGGCAUUAACAGGAUGGCAGCGUUACGAUCACUUUGCAGUGUUGUGCGAAUUGCUUCCAGUUGGUAUACCCAGCUUAAUCACAUCGCUGUCUACUAUAUCGAAAGGUUAUUUCGUUACAAAUCCGAAGGAGAACGAUAUAUUGCGGGUUCUGGAGUGUGCGUUUCAUCCAGACAGUCGGCGCUCUGGACAUCCGUGGAUAGAGCUCCAUCCGAACUCACACCAUAGUCAGCUAUUCUCUGCGUGUUCAUAUCCUGGCAGCAUGGUUUAUAAAUAUGCGUUGCGUCUAUUUGAAAAGUUAUCGGAGUUGCAGAAUUAUUUGUUGCAUAUGCAGGAUCGUAGUGCCUGGAUGUCCGAAUAUAAUGUGCGUCAUAAUUUCUCCUCGCCAUCACGUGUAUACGAAUUGACUCACAAUACUCCGCUCUACAUUAAUGAGUUAAGUGCCAUGGCUAGAGAAGCAUAUGAGGUUAUGUUUGAUGUGUUUGAUGAGUACACUAUCGUUGAAUUUGUUGAGCAAAAUAUUUAUCCAAUGGUUGCCAGUUUGCAACGACAGUUAUUGGGAGGACAAAGAUUGUUACAGCGACGAGUGUGGCCACAACGUCCUCUUCCUUUUAAUGCUGAAUUGGCGCAAUUAAAUUUGGUUCCGACUAAUUCAAUAAAUGCGGACAAGAUUUGCUCGAAUGAUAUCAGCUGCGAUAAUGUAUGACUUCAAUAGCUUUAUAUUAUAUCGUUCAUAAACGCCUCGACAAUUAUGUAAACAUUCUAGGAGACAUUUUAUCUUGCCUAAAACACUUUUUCUAAAUAUUUUCAUUCAAUGUUCAAUGAACAAUCACUGUUAACAUUUUCUAAAGUGCUUUCUAAUAGUAUUAUACGAAUGCAUUACAUUAGAAAACAAUAUUUUACUCAAUAAAAAACAUAACAUUUUUUU
Messenger RNA from Bactrocera oleae (olive fruit fly), 4337 nucleotides. The record is from RefSeq and is a predicted model, not a curated record. NCBI's taxonomy places the organism in Eukaryota, Metazoa, Arthropoda, Insecta, Diptera, Tephritidae.